GCACAAUUCUAAUAUAAUUUUCUCAUUUGCAAUUGGGGUGGUGAAUGAAAAACAGUCCCCCAAAAGUUGUAGUGACUGACAGCUAGAAAACUUUAUUGUUUUCUCCACUGAGGCUGCGAGGCCACAAGCACAAGUGGAGGACGCAAGGUCGCAUAUUGGACUGUACCCAUAGUGUUGACACACAGCCAAGGCCCUGACUUAUGCUCCUGCAAUAGUCAAGAGAGUGAAACCUGUACCUCUAAAUGGACACUAGGGGCACCAUUUCUUCCAGUAACAUACCACCACAGUGACCACAAGUGUAUUGUCUGCACAAGGCUGAGAGCUGCAUUUCUUCUUCACCUGGUGGUGUCCGUCCCAUCAUCAGGCCGAUGUUUCAUCACUUCCUGGCAUACGCAGCCUUCCACGCCAGCAGAUGGUUACCGAGAGCCCAGCGGCUGCGAUUUCAGGUCAUUCUGGUCACAUUUGCAGUGGUAGUCGUCACCCCUCAACUGUAUGUGUUGACAAGGCCUCGGUCGUCCCGUUAUUGCCAGCAGCCUCUCCUCAACAACCUUAUAGCAUUCAUCAUCUUAUCAUUCAUGGCCACAGGCUUUGCGGUGGCUCUCUCCCUCCUGGACCCGGUGCCCGAGAGUUUCCGAGUCGCCUUCCAUCUGUUUGGGGUGGUGUCCUUUACUCAGGGGCUGUGUACCACCCUGCUCACCCUACAAGCUGCUGACUGUGCAUGGACAACAACAGAACUCUACUACCUCUCCCUUGUUCUAUCUUGGGCAUGUAUUCUCUCGGCAGUCUUCUAUCUGGUCAGAGGAUGCCUUUGGGUCAUCAGCAAGUUGUGGCCAAACUGGGUCAAAGACAUGCGGCUCUGGAACAAUGUAUAAGACCACAUUACAGCAACUUUUCUCAUCCACUCUUAAUUAUUUAUGCUGGUUUCCAUGCCCUGUGUGGGGGCCAACGGCGAACAAAGAUCCUA
Engraulis encrasicolus (European anchovy) is the source of this 964-nucleotide messenger RNA. RefSeq lists its product as uncharacterized. The transcript is spliced from 7 exons. The record is from RefSeq and is a predicted model, not a curated record. The coding region runs from base 369 to 872 and encodes 167 amino acids. Lineage: Eukaryota; Metazoa; Chordata; Actinopteri; Clupeiformes; Engraulidae.